AUGGAGUUUCUUGGGACCACUCAGACUGCCAGCUACUGCGGCACAAGGAGGAGCUGCCUGUUCCCCGACCCAGCUCCCACCAGCACCACCAAGGACAGUUACCAGUCCUACUACCUCCCUGGCUACCGCUACCUCAAUUCGUGGAGGCCCAGCCUGUUUUACAAAGUGUCUUCAGUUCCUCCCAACCCUGUUGAUCAGCUUAAUCCUGCGAGGCGGCCACCCACUGUGCUGCCAUCACUGCGAUCUGCCCUGCACACCCGCUACAGCCCUCAUGACUGGCACCAAGCAAACCUGGUGCAGUUAAAAGGGUCUGAAGCCUCCCGGCACUGGGCUGGUAAACUGAACAUGGAUUCGAUGCGACUGAUGCAAGACAAGGACCAGUUGACCUACCAGAUGCAAGAAGAAAGCAGAAGAAACCUAGGAGAGAGGCUCUCCAACCUUGAUUUCUGGAGAUCUGAGCUGGUCUACGAGCAGGAGUGUCUGCUGACAGAGAACCAUGCCUUGGAGACAGCAAAAAAGCGACUCGAAUGUGCUGCAGAUGAAGUACAAGGACCACUGAAGACAGCCCUAGAGUGCCUGUACAACCGUGAGAAGCGGAUGGGUAUAGACUUAGUUCAUGAUGAUGUGGAAAAGAGCCUCAUAAAGGAGGUUGAUCUACUCAAAGACUGGCAAGCAAGAAUGAGAAGACUUGCAGAAAGAAUCAGUCAACAGUUGGGUAUCAACAGAGAUGUACAGCAUGCCCUGGAGCAAGAUAUUUCUGACAAAAACUCAGCCCAUUUUAUUGAUGAGAAGUGUUUUAACCUGAGAAACACAUCAGACAGCAUCAGCUUUUACCACGGAGUGGAGAAAAUAGAUGGAACUGUUUCAGUUCCUGAAACAUGGGCUAAAUUUACUGAAGACAAUAUCAAGUCCUCUCAGCACGCAAGGGCCAACUCUGUCAGGCUCCGGAAUGAGACAGAGGUUGCACUGGAGAAUGCAUCUGAGGAGAUGUGGAGUCAUUUCACGAGUACUAACUUGGCUUUUAAUAAUCGCAUUUCCGAAGUAGCUGAUGCAAAGAAUAAACUUCAAGCACAACUGGCCAAGAUACUUCAAGAAAUCUUCCAGACAGAAAAUACAAUCACGUUAUUGGAGAGAUCUAUAAUGGCAAAGGAGUGCCCACUGAAAGUGGCUCAGACCCGCCUGGAGGGAAGAACUAAACGACCCAAUAUAGAACUUUGCCAUGAUGCACCUCAGUUUCAGCUUGUCAAUGAAGUUUUUACUAUAGAUGACACCUUACAGACCUUAAAGCAACGGCUGCGAGAGGCUCAUGAUACUCUGCAGAUGUUGGUUCUCAACAAAUCAAAGCUAGAACAUGAACUUUCUGUGAAGACAAACUCCUUCAUCGUUGAUAAGAUGUGUAUGGACAUGCGCAAAAUCUUCCCCAGCACCCCACGGCUAGUUGGCUAUACUUGA
Messenger RNA from Rhea pennata, 1452 nucleotides. It is a transcript of the gene TEKT5, whose product is annotated as tektin 5. NCBI's taxonomy places the organism in Eukaryota, Metazoa, Chordata, Aves, Rheiformes, Rheidae. The coding region runs from base 1 to 1452 and encodes 483 amino acids. Gene Ontology annotation, biological process: cilium movement involved in cell motility; cilium assembly. The record is from RefSeq and is a predicted model, not a curated record. Gene Ontology annotation, cellular component: sperm flagellum; microtubule cytoskeleton; nucleus. The transcript has 7 exons.